AUGAGAGCAUACUGGUAUGACAACGCUGCUGGCGACCAACGUGAAGCCCACGAUUCCGGCCGUGCCAUUGCCGUGGACUACCUUUCCAAGCUCGGCGUCCUCUACUACCACCUCCCUAACGAAGCCGACGUCGACCAGCUAGCCAAGGAAAGAAGCUAUAAGAACAGGGACGUGAUCACCGUGUCGCCCGAGAAGAUGGGAGACGUGUACGAAGAGAAAGUCAAGUCGUUCUUUCACGAGCACUUGCACGAGGACGAGGAGAUCAGAUAUAUCCGCGACGGCGCGGGGUUCUUUGAUGUGAGGAGUGAGGGCGACGAAUGGGUGCGCAUACUGCUGGAAAAAGAUGAUCUGAUUAUUCUACCUGCUGGCAUCUACCAUCGUUUUACCACGGAUACAAACAACGUAGGUGGUGGAACUGCUUUCCCAUUCGCAUUUGUAUUUGCAUUUGCAUGUAGGGAGUGGGCCGAUGUUAAUGAUCAGCAGCACAUUACGGCGAUGCGACUUUUUAAAGAAGAUCCCAAAUGGACGCCACUCAAUCGCGGCCCUGAAGUCGACGUCAACCCGCUGCGAAAGGAGUAUCUGGGAAUCCGAACCCGGGUCGCGGAUGUGUAA
Drepanopeziza brunnea f. sp. 'multigermtubi' MB_m1 is the source of this 612-nucleotide messenger RNA. The record is from RefSeq and is a predicted model, not a curated record. Lineage: Eukaryota; Fungi; Ascomycota; Leotiomycetes; Helotiales; Drepanopezizaceae.